AUGCCUUUUCCUUUUCUUCGUGCUACCUCCACUACCCGUAUUGACGAGGUGCUGCUCGUCGCUUGUCACACGUUUGGGGCCAAGCGCAAGCCCCAGCCGCAAGCCAGGAUCACUUCGUCGGCGGACCCCUCCUUACACACCCCAGACGAGCUCCGAAAUCUCGGCGACAAACGGGCGAGAGGUCUGGAGUGUGCUUGUAUAGAGUACGAAGCACCAUUGGACAGUUUCUUUGCCUCGCGCCCGUCAGCCGUCAGUCUCACUUUGGCCGGUGACCGACAGACUGCAGCGAACAAUCGUGUCUAUUCGCAGGUGUUCCAUUCCGGCUGA
This is a messenger RNA of Colletotrichum abscissum, 327 nucleotides long. RefSeq lists its product as uncharacterized. The transcript has a single exon. The record is from RefSeq and is a predicted model, not a curated record. The coding region runs from base 1 to 327 and encodes 108 amino acids. NCBI's taxonomy places the organism in Eukaryota, Fungi, Ascomycota, Sordariomycetes, Glomerellales, Glomerellaceae.